Molecule: messenger RNA, 843 nt
Organism: Vicia villosa (hairy vetch)
Lineage: Eukaryota; Viridiplantae; Streptophyta; Magnoliopsida; Fabales; Fabaceae
Exons: 1
Coding region: 1-843 (280 amino acids)
Source: RefSeq, a predicted model, not a curated record
AUGGAUCGUAGUUGGAUGAGAGCUAAUCGAUUAAAUGCUGAGUACGAACAUGGAGUGAUGGAAUUUCUACAGUUUACUGAAAGUAAUGCUAAAAAAGAUCUUCCUCCUCCUAAAAGUAAUGCUGAAGAAAAUCUUCCUACGCUUAUUCUCUGUCCAUGUGUUCGUUGUGCAAAUAAAGAACCAAAACUUAGUAAGAAACAAAUCAUGAAUCAUCUAAUUUGUGAAGGGAUUUGUCAAAGUUAUACACAAUGGAUAUGGCACGGUGAAGUAGUAGCAAAGUCAAAUGUGUCCGAAGGAGAUAAUGUUAGUGUGGAAAUGGAUGAUCGUCUGGAAGACAUGAUGCGUGAUAUUGGACAAGAUUCGUUUAAGAGGGCACAUGCGUAUGAUAGCUUAUGCAUUGACAAGGAUACACCUUUGUACCCGGGAUGCACAAACUUUACACGUUUCUCAGCUGUGUUAAAAUUGUUUAAUCUGAAGGCAGUUAACGGGUGGACUGACAAAACUUUUACCGAAUUGCUUGAAUUGUUGACACAAAUACUUCCAGAAGGUAACGUACUGCCAAGUCGUUAUUACGAGGCGAAGAAAAUAUUGUGUCCGAUGGGUUUGGAGUAUGAAAAGAUACAUGCAUGCCCUAAUUAUUGCAUAUUAUACAGAAAAGAGUAUGUAAACUAUAACCAUUGUCCAAAGUGCAAGGCGUCACGCUACAAAAAGAGACAUGGUGAAUCUAGUGAUGAUGAGGAGGUCAAAAAGGGUCCUCCUGCGAAAGUGGUAUGGUACCUACCGAUCAUUUCAAGGUUCAAGAGAUUAUUCACUAAUGCAAACGACGCAAAGAAUCUUAGAUGA